Molecule: messenger RNA, 2035 nt
Organism: Phyllotreta striolata
Lineage: Eukaryota; Metazoa; Arthropoda; Insecta; Coleoptera; Chrysomelidae
Source: the annotation of a GenBank genome assembly
UAAAUAUUUUGAAUUUUGUUCGCUUUUAAAUUACUUUUUCCUCUAUCCAGACACUUUAAAGUACGAAAAUUUUGAAGAAAGUGUUUCCCUUAGAUCCAAUUUACAUCGUAAUACAUGAAAUGUAAUUUUUAUACCGAUAAAGACAUAUGAAAACACUUUAUAUCGAAUGAAGUGAGAAGGAGAACUUUGUAUAUUUAACAUACAACAAAACGUAUCUAAGUGAAAUCAAAACAACCGAAUUUCGGUUCGGUUCCCAAAAUGAGGGAAUUAGGUCGAAAUUUUCUCCAAAUAAUAAAUUAGAUACAUCACAUUCUGCUUAUGAUAGUUACUACAUAAAUAUGUUAUUUAAACAGUGUUUAAUUGUGUUGUGCAUUUCACAUUAUUCUUUCAGCUUCAAUUACAAUCCUUAUUGUUUAUUCGAAGAUUGCAAAUCAAAGGAACAGGAAUUUACUAUCCCUAACGAAUACAAUCCAUACUGUUUGUUAUACGAUUGCCAAAAAACCGAAAUACCGGAAAAUAAACCGAAAUUACCGAAAUUUUGGACUUACAAUUACUGGACAAACGAUGAAGAUGCCAGAACUUGGAACGAGAAAUUCGCUUGUAUAUUCAAGUAUUGCAAAGAAGAUAACGAAAAAAUCGAAGAACAAAAGGAAUCCUACAUAACUCGAACCUUUAACAACGUUAAAAGUUACCUAAACGCAGCUAAACCCCAAGAUUUCAUCCUAAAAAACGUUCUUACAUCCGAAUGGAAUCCAUAUUGUUGGCUGGAUGAAUGCUGCAAUGAAGACUCCCUUCCCGGCAACAUCCACAAAUUGAAGGAGCUUGUGAAACAGGGACUGUACGGGCAACAUUUGGCGGAAACUCUCGUCGAAGCGAUAUCUUCGCAUUGGUCGGACGACCGGAGGUCCAGCAAAGCCCUGGUGCUCAGUUUCCACGGAUCGGUGGGCACUGGAAAGAACCACUUUAGCAGCAUGAUAGCCCAGAGCUUGUACAAACUGGGAUCGGAUAGCAAAUUCGUGCACAAUUUCUCCGGGCGCUUGCAUUUCUCGCCCGAACAAUCGUAUAAGGAGAACCUAUACGAUUGGCUAAGGAGUAACGUGACGGCCUGCGGGAAACAAUUAUUUAUAUUCGAUGAGAUCGAUCACGUUCCUUCGGAGGUGUUGAAUAAUAUCCUGCCUAUGCUCGAUUACAGGGAGAAAGUGGACGGGGCGGAUUACAGAAGGGCCAUUUUUAUUUUCAUUUCCAACUCGGGAAGCGAUUUGAUCGUGGAGAAAUUGAACGAGCUGUAUCGAGGGAACAGAAGUAGAGAGGACAUGGAGUUGGGGGAUUUCGAGAAGGUGAUCGUGUUCGGUAUAUUCAAUCAAGAAGGAGGUUUCUAUCAUUCUGAUACGAUAAAACACAAUAUAAUCGAUCAUUACUUGCCCUUUUUACCCUUAGAGGUGGAACAUGUAAAAGCGUGUAUUGUUAGAGAAUUUAAAGAUUUGAAUGUUGACGAACCGUCCGAAGAGCACGUAAACGCCAUAUUGAAUUCAUUGGAUUGGAUCGAAACGGAUUAUUUAAAAUACGCAAAAAGUGGCUGUAAAACCGUAAGAUCGAAAGUAUCCUAUUUUUACAACAAACAUUACGAAACAACCAAGAAGAAACAUGACCUGUUCAACAGUUAUUACAGGAUCAACUUGGUUGUUAUGGUAACUGAGGGCAGUAUUUGACAUUGACAGUUUUACAUUGUUGUUAUGGAGUAACUAUGCACAUUGUUUACGUUAAUCUAUUACCUUCUGGUUAACUAUAAGUUCAUUUAUGAACUUAAAACCCUCCGCAGAAGGUACGAAGAAUCCCCAUUUAACGGUACUGCCCGUUUGUAAUCUAUCCAAGUUUGAGCCCAACAAGUCGCAGGAACUUCUCAAAAACCCUUCGAAUAAUCCGUGAUUAUCCGCGUUUAGUAACAAAGGGGAAUUUAGGGUUAUGUAAGAGUCGAAUUUCCAAGUCUUCGGGAUGUUUCGAAUGCCUGUUUUAGCGCCAUCUAGUAUAAUGUGGU